GAGCUCCGGGUGGUAGAAGGAGGAGGGAAGCUCGGGAGGAGGAAGAGGAGGAGGAGGCAGAGGGAUCACGUGCCUGCCGCGGCCGGGUUGAGCUGGAGGAGCGGGAGGAGGAGGAGGAGGAGGAGGUCGAGAAGGAGGGGACAGAGAGAACCUUUGGGCUCCCUGAUUACAAGCGAGCCCUAGCUCAGGGCUCCGCUUCAUUCAUGAAAGCCGCCCGGGUUAGCAGCAGCCUCGGCGGCUCCGGAGGCAGCAAGAGCAGCUCAGCCAGUGGCCCCUCCUCCUCCCGAGCUCCCGCAUCCCCCAACCUCCUCUGUUCACCUUCAUCUUUCGCCCGAAGCCAGAAGGUAGACCAAGUCUCAAACCAUGAAUUAUGUGGGGCAGCUGGCUGGGCAAGUCAUUGUUACUGUGAAGGAGCUCUACAAGGGCAUUAAUCAAGCCACACUCUCUGGAUGCAUUGAUGUUAUUGUGGUCCGGCAGCAGGAUGGCACCUAUCAGUGUUCUCCUUUUCACGUUCGGUUCGGGAAACUUGGAGUCCUCAGAUCAAAGGAAAAAGUGAUUGACAUAGAAAUCAAUGGCGAUGCUGUGGAUCUUCACAUGAAACUGGGGGAUAAUGGAGAAGCCUUCUUUGUCGAGGAGACUGAAGAGGAAUAUGAAAAACUUCCUGCCUAUUUGGCUACCUCACCAAUACCUACAGAAGAUCAGUUCUUUAAAGAUAUUGAGACUCAUUUGAUUAAGUCAGGUGGAAAUGAAAGGAUGUGUCAGAAUGCAGAAAUCUCGCACAUGAUGGAGACAGAAACUGUUUUCAACCCAGGUUCUGUAAAGAAGAAAAAACGACGGAAAAAGAAGUAUAAACAAGAUAAGAAGGAAGAUCAGACCUCAUCUCCUGCAGUGGAGGACACCUUUGAUAUAGAUAUAAGCUCUGAUGAUGAAAAAGGAGCCCAGCCCAGAGGAACUUCAACUACUGCAAUGAAGGAGGAAGACUAUAAAGAAUCUUUGAUCUUCCAUUCCAGUGAUCAUUACCCAUUAUCUGAUGGAGAUUGGUCCCCUUUGGACAACGCCUUCUCCCAGACCAUCUGUCCUAAGAGUGACUCAGAACUUGAAGUGAAACCUGCUGAGAGCUUGCUCAGAUCAGAAUCUCACAUGGAGUGGACCUGGGGGGGCUUCCCAGAGUCUACCAAGAUCAGCAAGAAAGAGAGAUCAGAUCAUCCUCGAACAGCUACCAUCACACCAUCAGAAAAUACCCAUUUUAGGGUCAUCCCCAGUGAUGAUAACCUGGUUAAUGAAGUUGAGAAGGAUGCUUCAGUGGAAGACACUGUGUGUACAAUAGUAAAACCAAAGCCAAGGGCACUCUGCACACAGAUGAGGGAGACAGCCGAUACGACUUCUGUUGCUUCUGCAAUCCUCGAGCCUCCUCUUGAUAGCCCACAAGUUUUAUCUAUGUUAGAUGCAGAUCCUCUCCCUAACCCAUCAGUGGACCCUCCAUCAUCAGAUAUAAAGCCAAUUACUAAACUGGAUUCUCCAUCAAAGAAGAAAGGUGUCCACAAGAGAAGCCAGCACCAGGGGCCUGAUGAUAUUUACCUAGAUGACUUAAAAGUCUUGGAACCGGAAGUUGCAGCACUUUAUUUCCCCAAAAGUGAUUCUGAUCCAGGAUCUAGGCAAUGGACUGAGUCUGAUACUUUGUCUGGCUCCCAGUCUCCUCAGUCAGUGGGAAGUGCAGCUGCUGACAGCGGCACAGAAUGCCUUUCUGAUUCUGCAAUGGAUUUGCCUGAUGUAACCCUCUCACUUUGUGGAGGUCUCAGUGAGAAUGGAGAGAUAUCAAAAGAAAAAUUCAUGGAACAUAUCAUUACUUACCAUGAAUUUGCAGAAAACCCUGGACUUAUAGAUAAUCCUAAUCUAGUGAUACGGAUCUAUAACCGAUAUUAUAACUGGGCCUUGGCUGCUCCCAUGAUUCUAAGCUUACAGGUGUUCCAGAAGAGCUUGCCCAAGGCUACAGUUGAGUCCUGGGUCAAAGAUAAAAUGCCAAAGAAGUCUGGAAGAUGGUGGUUCUGGCGCAAAAAGGAGAAUAUGGCCAAACAGCUACCAGAGGCCAAAGGAGGGAAAUCUGAGGUACCACAAGCAAGUGACUUGCCAAUGAAUGCAAAAGAACAAACAAAUAUGAGGCCAACUGAACAUGAUUCAUCUAGUGACGAGGAUUCCCAGGAGCUUAAAGAUUCUCUCAAAAUCGAUCCUGUCCCAGUAGAACACUUGAGUCAUGGAAGUACUACUUCUUAUAAGAAGUCACUUAGACUUUCUUCAGACCAAAUCGCAAAACUGAAGCUCCAAGAUGGCCCGAAUGAUGUCGUGUUUAGCAUCACAACCCAGUAUCAAGGUACCUGUCGCUGUGCAGGAACCAUUUACCUGUGGAACUGGAAUGACAAGAUCAUAAUUUCGGAUAUCGAUGGAACAAUAACCAAGUCUGAUGCUUUAGGCCAGAUUCUCCCACAGCUGGGCAAAGACUGGACUCAUCAGGGCAUAGCAAAACUCUACCACUCCAUCAAUGAGAACGGGUACAAAUUUCUAUAUUGCUCAGCUCGUGCCAUUGGAAUGGCAGAUAUGACACGAGGCUACCUGCACUGGGUCAAUGACAAGGGAACUAUCCUUCCUCGGGGGCCUUUGAUGUUGUCUCCAAGCAGCUUAUUCUCUGCUUUUCAUAGGGAAGUGAUAGAGAAGAAACCUGAAAAGUUCAAAAUUGAAUGUUUGAAUGAUAUCAAGAACUUGUUUGCUCCAAGUAAAGAACCAUUCUAUGCUGCUUUUGGAAAUCGGCCAAAUGAUGUAUAUGCCUACACACAAGUUGGGGUCCCAGACUGUAGAAUAUUCACAGUGAAUCCCAAAGGAGAAUUAAUACAGGAACGGACCAAAGGGAACAAGUCAUCGUAUCACAGGCUGAGUGAACUUGUGGAACACGUGUUCCCACUUCUCAACAAAGAACAGAAUUCUGCUUUUUCAUGCCCAGAAUUCAGUUCAUUUUGCUACUGGCGAGACCCAAUCCCUACAGUGAACAUGGAUGACCUGGCUUGAAUGUUGUCACCUCUUCAGGAAAAGGGGUCUUCAGAUGCUCAGGCUCGCUGUGAAGAGUGAAAAGCACUUCUGAAGUGGGGGCACAUUCAUCUUACUUUAGAUCCAUAGGUGUUGAGGCACAAACCAUCCAGAGCAGUGAAAGGCCCAGGUGCCUUUUUAGCUUCACUCUCCUGGCUUGGCUUGGGGAUUGAUAGUAUCUGGAACUUAACACUGCCAGAGCCCAUGGUACCAGAAGGUAGAGUGAAGAUGAAGCAUUAGCCUUAAGUUUGUAGUCCUAUGCUUCUCUUGUUGCAUACCUUUUGUAUUUGGUGGUUUGUUUUCUUUUUGUUUUUUUUUCCCCUUUUAAUUGCUGAAAUUAAAAGGUGGAAAGGAGAAGCCAAAAAAAAAAAAAAAAAAGUGCACCAAAAAGUUAUGGAAAGUAGAUUGGAGUAGUCCCCAACCAGGCACUUUGGAUUUGUUUCCAUGUAUUACCAGGGUAUUUUUAGAGGAUUAAUUGUUCAGUAUACUGUUACAGGGCCAAUUGUUAAUUUAGGUACAGAAUCUGUAUAUAUCUGUUCUUAAAAAUCUUACUUGGAAAAUAUGAAAGAAUAGCUGUUAGAUGUACAAAUGUGUUUUUAUCAUAUGUACGGCAAUAUUGGCACUCAUUAAUCAGAUCCCCAUUACUUAUUCAUAUAUUGAAGCUUUGUCAUUUUUCUUCAUUAUAUUCAACAGUGACAUCCUCCUCCCUUCCCCUGUCCCUGAGCCAUACACAUUCUACCCCUUUUAAACAAAGCAAUUCUUAUUUGAAUCUUAAUGUAAGAAGUGGUUUUUCUUACAUUAAAGCAUUGUGAUCUUUUAGGGAAGAAAUUUCUUUACUUUAAUUUUUCUUUUCUGUUAUUGCCCUAGUGAGGCCUUUUUAUUGUUCCACCUCAAGACUUAGCCAAGAAAUUAUACCUGUGCUUAUUUCUUUUACACCAUAAAUAUCAAAUAAUGGGAAUCUCAGUAGAAUUUGUAGGCCAGUAAAGCACAGGCAAAUGCACAUGGUUCCAGAUGUUUCUGAGUGCAUUAUCAGAACUCCAGUUGGCACUGGCUGGCCAUACUUUCUCUUACUCAAUUAGUUCCAUGUUCUCAGGAAAACCAGGUAAGCAUGUUCAUGUCAGGUAAUUUCUCACCUGGGGUGAAGCUGUUUCUGGAAAUCACAGUUGGCAUUAAUUUCAGAAGGCGAAAUCUCUUAGGGAUAAGAUUUAAUUAUGUUGAUCAGAUUUGCUAAAGCAGUGUCCUUCUGUUGGCUACUCUGGGUCUCCCUUCAUGGUUAGAUUGCAAAGAUUAACAUUCAGUUGGGCAUUUUAAUCUGGUCUCAUGACAAAGCCAAGAGAAAUGGAAAGCUUUUUUUGUUGGGUGGUAGGGGAGGGUAGGUAAAGAAGGGUUUCACUGUGGAUUAUUUAUCCCUGAUGAAAAGCUCCAGGACAAUCAUUUGGAGUCCUCAUGUUUGCAGUGUUACAAGUCUAGGUCAGUACAGACAAAUCAGUAUGUGCAGAUUUGGAAUGUAUUGCAUUGAUAGAAAGGUGGGAAGCACAAAAUGGUUUUAUGGGGAGAUAUCUAUAGUGAAGGUAGAGUAAUGAAAUUUGUAGACUUAAAAUUGAGGUGUUUUUACCAGAAAAUCAAUAGCUGGAUUUCCUAGUUUAAUUGAAAAUUGAAGGUAGUUACUAUAGUAUCUCUUGCCACCAGUGGUCUACCUCUCCAAACGGAUGGCACCACAUUAUGAAGAAAUUGAGAGUUUUUGUACUCUAGGUUAUUUUUCAGAAUUCGGGUUGGACACUCAUGACUAGACAAGAGUAACGUCUCUUUGGGGACUGUUCCUUCAGAGUGUCUAUUCUUGGGAACUAGUAGAAAAAGAAAUUUGGAGUGAACUUUGCUAUAUAUAUAUAUAUAAAAGGGUAUAUAUGGGACUAUAUAUAUAGUCCAGUCAUUGAAAAACAGUAAACUGAGAUGGCAGUGGCAUAAAAUGGGAACCAUUUAGGAUAAUAAAACUAUUCCAAUUGAUCUUUCUGUUAUUCCUAGUUCUUUCUAGGAGCCACUUUGAAUGAUAAGCAUUCUCAGUUUUGACCUGCCUUUCCCAUACUGUGAAAAUACUGAUCCUAGAAAUGGGUUAGAGAAAUAGGAUGCGGUCAGUCCUCCAGGUCAGAAUGACUCGGAGUUCUCUUUGUGUCUUAACUAUUGACCCUGGUUGGUUUGAGUUAAUGUGGAGCUCACUUCAAAUGCAAGGGGGAAAACUUGAAAUGCCUUGGAUGAUUUUCUGUGGCAAAACUCAAGAAUCAAAUGUUCCCCAAAUAAGGGGCAAAAGAGUCUCCAGUAUUUCAGAAUGAGUAAUUUGUUUAGGGAGCCAAUUGAAGUAUUUAUCCAUAUUAAGUUAGGGAAAGUAGAUUAUAUUUAUGAAGUUCUACCUAGUGAAUUAAUCAUAGUAGAGAGUGUGUAUAUAUAUAUAUGUAUGUAAUACAUAUAUACAAAUACAUAUAUAUACAUUCACAUGCAUAUAUAUAUAUAGAUAACUUUAUUUUCAUAAAUGCCAGUAGCAUGUCAUCUAUAAAGCUCAUGCUUAUGAGCUCUACUCACCUAACCUCCAGAUGUAAGGGUGUUUGGGGUUAUUUUUUAUACAUACAGUACAAAAAAAUUCUGAAUAUACCCACCCUUUCUUGAGUCCCCAUUCAGAGGAGACACAGGAGUUUGACUGGUUUUAUUUCUCUUUAAUGAACAGUCUUCUCAUUGGACACACAGGCCUUUUUGGAUCCGGCCUUGGAAUAGAAUUCUCAUAUCUAUGUAAUUGCUGUGACUCCACCCUUUUGUGUUAGUGUCAUAAGAAAUGGGCUUUAAUGGGGCUCACUUGUUGCUUUGUGCUGCAGUCUGAUUCAGUGGCUCUGUGUAUGCUAAUUAACAGGUUAUUCUCUUUCCUUAUUUAAAAAAAAAAAGCCUCUUGUACUGGAAGUAGGUGAUUUGCUCUGAUGAUAGUGUUAUUCAAGUAUUAAGUUUGUGCUAAAAUCCCAUUGUCAUUUUGCUACAAAUGACUUUUGUUCUUUCUGUGAAAGAGAUGAAAUUGAGUGUGUUUGUACACCAACCCUUAAGAUGGUGUGUUAAUGAAGAUAUGUUAUUCCCACUUAUUUGAAGUCAUGUGAGAAACUGUAUGUUUCAGCAGUAAUAGGAGCGACUAAGGAAUGUUGGAGUGCAGAUUUGAUCAGUCUUACUGAACUGCAUCCUUAUCUCCAGUGAUUCAAUAGCUUGAAUUUCCUUUAAAAAUAAUAAAAUCAGUCUUAUUAACUUUACCAAUUGCUUUUAUAUCCAUGUGCUUUGAGCUUGUACUUCUGCAAAAUGUAAGAUUUGUCCAUGUUGAUCAGACUGUUGUAGAAGUGCAGGUAUGGUGGUCCCAGAGCAUGCAAAUUUAGCCCUUUCAAAUUCUUUUACUGUGUUUAGAUGUUCUUUUUCCAUAAUUUUCAACUGGGGGGAAAUCUCUUGCUGUUUAAAUACCCUAAAAUGACAACUGCUAAUUUGUAGGGAGCUUCAGGAGAGACAGCUAAUUCAACUGAAAAUGUGGGCUGUUGUUGGACCAACUGCCGAAGAGACUUCACCAUUUUAAGCCUCAUUGCAUCUUCGAGGGCCCUUGAAGAGGCCUAUAGGAAAGGUGCACUUAAGAUUAAGAAGAAAAAAAAAGAUUAUAAAGCCAAGUUCCUUCUCUUAUAGAAAGAUGGUGAACGUGAAACUACACAAGAAAUGUUAUCAGCUUUGAAGUGAUAGAUUUUGCUCUGUGAAGCUUGAGUUCCUUGUGUUUGGUUCUGCUUUGUUGGGUGAAAUUGGCUCAAAACUUAAUUUUUCUUAGAAGCAAGAUGAAAACUAUUAUUGUUGGUUUGUUUUGAAGGUAUGUGGGGAUUUUUCAGUGCUUUUGAUAUAAUUAAGUUGAGAUUAUGGUGACGUAUUUGAUUAUUGGACAGCAAAGACACUAAUGAGUUUUUUUUUACGUUGUCUAAAAUGAAUCUGAGCAUCAUUAGGAUACUUUGGGUUUGGUAAAGAGACUGCAUUACCAUUGGGUAAAUGACUCACAUUUUGGUGCAAUGUUUGAUGUUCAAAACAAAAUGUUCUGAUAAUAAACAAAUGUAAACUAAA
Molecule: messenger RNA, 7188 nt
Organism: Antechinus flavipes (yellow-footed antechinus)
Lineage: Eukaryota; Metazoa; Chordata; Mammalia; Dasyuromorphia; Dasyuridae
Gene: LPIN2
Product: lipin 2
Exons: 20
Coding region: 364-3057 (897 amino acids)
Biological process (GO): fatty acid catabolic process; cellular response to insulin stimulus; triglyceride biosynthetic process
Cellular component (GO): nucleus; endoplasmic reticulum membrane; cytosol
Molecular function (GO): phosphatidate phosphatase activity; transcription coactivator activity
Source: RefSeq, a predicted model, not a curated record